This is a messenger RNA of Trypanosoma cruzi, 978 nucleotides long. Its product is annotated as GPI-anchor transamidase subunit 8, putative. Gene Ontology annotation, molecular function: GPI-anchor transamidase activity. Bases 1 to 978 code for a protein of 325 amino acids. Gene Ontology annotation, cellular component: GPI-anchor transamidase complex. Lineage: Eukaryota; Euglenozoa; Kinetoplastea; Trypanosomatida; Trypanosomatidae. The record is from RefSeq and is a predicted model, not a curated record. Gene Ontology annotation, biological process: protein localization to cell surface; attachment of GPI anchor to protein; proteolysis. The transcript has a single exon.
AUGAAGCGUCAGAUGGGGGUUUUGUGGUGCUGUUGCAUCCUUUUUUUUCUGCUGACAACAGUCGACACCGUCAUCGCCAGCAGCAACAAAACAAAGACAAACUUGUGGGCUGUCAUUUUGUCUUCCUCACGCUACUUCUUUAAUAUACGCCACACCUCCAAUGCGCUGACAAUUUAUCAUCUCUGCCGCAAGCAUGGAAUAGACGACGACCAUAUCAUUCUCUUAGUUGGUGACAGCUAUGCCUGUGACCCACGCAAUCCCUACCCGGCUGCCAUUUACAGCACUCUUUCAGGCCCCGAUCGAAUAAACUUGUAUGGCUGCAGCGUUGAAAUAGACUAUGCCGGAUACGAUGUGGAUGUGCGUCGCUUUCUUGGUGUUCUGCAGGGACGCUAUGAUGCCUAUACUCCGCCUUCGCGGCGCCUCAACACGGAUGAAAACUCUCAUAUCUUGAUUUACGCGGCCGGUCACGCCGCAGAGAGUUUUUUUAAAUUUCAAGACUCGGAAUUUUUGAGCUCCAUGGAUAUCGCGGAUACACUCAUGAUGAUGUGGGAGCAACGACGGUAUCGUAAGGUGGUUUUUAUGCUGGACACAUGCCGCGCAUUGUCUAUGUGCCUUGAAAUUAAAGCACCCAAUGUGAUCUGCCUCACCUCAUCGGAUGCGACAUUGGAGAGUUAUUCGCAUCAUUUGGAUCCAUUGACAGGGUUGACGGUUAUCUCACGCUGGUCACUUGAAUCUUUGAAACUUCUGGAGCAUGCAAAGUGUGAAGUCGGACCCAACGAGACGACAGCUCUGCAGAUGUCGUGGUACAACUUCAAUUAUGGUGAAGAACGUGCGAGUCUUCCUCCUCCGAGGUCGGUGCCGUCACACUUUGAUGCAGUGAAUGAUCCGAAGGCUAUUCAUAAAUGGAAAUUGGAGGAGUUUUUUUGUGAUCGCAAACAGGAUCCCGUUCCAGUGGAUGUACAAUAUGACCUGCUGUAG